AUGUACCUUUUUGUUUUGGUCUGUCACUCAACACUCAGCAUGGUCAGCUAAUAUAUGGUGUCCAUUUUGCUGUGCGUAAUUGUAUGCGCAACAGCAACAAAGAGUUAAAAACAGCCAGCAAGAACGAAUCUUUUGUUUGCCUAAAAUUGCUCUCACCAAUUUCCGCCCCCACACCUCCCACCCCUCAUGACUUUCGACACUAUACGGCACGCCCUGUCACUGCCGUACUAUGCAUGAUAAUAUUUCACCGAAACAUAAAUAUGUAAGCUACAAUUUAAUCAACUUCCUUCCUCAGUCAAGCACAUGAAAAGGCUUUGGGGUAAAAAAUAAGGCAGGUUGAUGUCAUUUGGUUUCUGGUUUUGGCUGUUUUGUGCUUUUUAGAGCGAAGCAUCAGUUUCCAUGUUUGAAGUCUUGUAUUGCACCUUUCAAAAUGUUUGUGUUUUGGCGUCAAAUGACUCAUGGCGCCAAUAUGUGAGUUUUGGCGCUUUGACUUUGCCCAGACUUUUUUUGGAGGGGAUUGUUAAACUGUCAAGUGUUGUUCUUUGUUUGGAAGUUUUGCUUCCAGACUAACCUGUUGAGAUAUAAUUGAUUAUUGAUUUGACUGAAGAGCCAUGGUUCUGCCAAGGCCGGAUACGGCCUGUCGAACUUGUUCCGAAUACGUUGGCGAGCAGCUGACAUUUAUCGGAAUACGAUUGGAUGUUUUAGUAAUCGGGGGCACGUAGGCGGCCGUCUAUCUACCCGCGGGUGGGGGGGGAGGGGUGUCUCAGUCACUUUUGAUCGCAGCAGGCCAAACGAGCAAGCCGACGUACGUGCUGAACAGGAUGAACGCUUGAACAUGACACUUAGAAAGAGAGGAGAACUUUCAAGUUGCUCAUCUGAGGCGAGGAGGAGGAAGUAGGAACAAGUGCUUUGAAAGCAGAGCCAAAAAGAUGGAUGCCAUGAGAUGCUUACCGCCGAGGCCCUUAAAGACAGGAAAGGUGGUGAUGUCUUCAGGCGAGGACGGUCUGAUUGGAAUCCCCUUCCCGGAGCACAGCAACGAGCUUCUGUCCCACCUCAAUGACCAGAGGCGCUCGGGGCUCCUGUGCGACCUCACUCUGACCUCUCGCGGGGCACGCUACCCGACCCACCGCGCCGUCAUGGCCGCCGUCAGUCUCUACUUCCGCCGGCUCUUCGGGGCAGAGGAAGGCGGCUGCGGCGAGGGCGGUGGUGGAGGUUUCAGCGUGUGCCAGCUGGACUGCGUGGCGCCCGACGCCCUGGACGCCCUGCUGGAGUUCGCCUACACGGCCACCUUGACCAUCCCCUGCUCCGGGAUGAGGGACGUGCUGCGGGGGGCUCAGCUUUUGGGCAUCCAGUGCGUGGCGGACGCCUGCAGGGACAUCCUGGGGGAGAAGGCGGAGCCGGACGAGGCAGAGGAGGAAAGGCAGCAGCACGCGGAUGCCGUUCAGAGGCCGGCAGUCGAGCGCGGAUCCCGAAGGAAAACGGACCGGAAGAAGGUGAAAAAAGUGGGGCCGCAUCACAUCGACUCACUUUUGAACCCGCCGCCCGUUUCCCCGGUCUCGUACCCUUCACCGCUGUCGGAGAGCAUGUGCUCGCUGCCCCCCGCCCAACCCCUCAGCCCGGAACCGGACGAGCUUCUCUUCAAAUGGAGGAAGAAUGGCGACGCCGGGGCGGUCCGAGUACCAGAGAGGGGCCCCACGUUAAACGGAGGCCAUCUACACUGGAUGAACCAAUGGCCCUCACCCCCAGCCGCGCCCCCAGAGGACAAACUGUCCGAGGAAGAAGACAUGGAGGGCUUUGGCAACGAAGGUACGCUGAUGGAAAGCACCUCCACCACUUCCUCCGUGGCCGAGCGGGGGAUCGGCGCAGCGUCGGCCUCGGCGACGGCGGAGGUCGGGGUCGGCAGGAAGAGGAAGUCGCAAAUGCCUCAGCAGUGUCCCGUCUGUCAGAAGAUCAUCCACGGAGCGGGAAAACUGCCUCGACACAUGAGGACGCACACCGGAGAGAAACCCUUCCAGUGCUCCGCCUGCGGGGUUCGCUUCACCAGGAAUGACAAGUUGAAGAUCCACAUGCGGAAGCACACGGGCGAGCGUCCCUACUCGUGUCCGCACUGCCCCGCCCGCUUCCUGCACUCGUACGACCUGAAGAACCACUUGUCCCUGCACAGCGGCGCGCGGCCCUUCGAGUGCCUGCUCUGCCACAAGGCCUUCGCCCGCGAGGACCACCUCCAGCGCCACCGCAAGGGACACAGCUGCCUGGAGCUGCGCACGCGCUGGCCCAGACGAGGUCCCGACGACCACCAGGAAGUGGACGUGGACGCGGACGCGGGCGAGCGCCUCCAGCCGCCGCGGCCCCGCUCGUCGGCUUUCCCGCGGCCCACCAUGCUGGAAGGCGGCAUGUUCCAAACGGACGCUGACAGGGAGCGCUCGCUCGCGCUGCAGGCUCUGGCGCAGCUCAGCCCGCACCGGUUCGCCAACUACCACAGCCUCCUUCUGCGAGGCGCCGAGCAGCGAAGGGUCAGGGAAGGCGGGGCCAAGGAUCCCGAGGGAGUCACCUCGCAGCGUCAAAGCUGGCCACUGGAAGCCGCGGAGAAGAUUGGUGUGGUGGAGGAGGACGUAUAGUGAAUGUUUGAGUCUGUGUGUGGUCUUACAUCCACGCUAAAAAAAUAUAUAUAUAUUAUAAUCUCACUCAGGUGACUCGACCUGCUGCUCCAUGUGGAACCCCGCCCCAAAAAAAUGUCAAACGGGUUUUCUGAGUCGUUUUAAAUGUUUGUUUGUCUACUCUCCUUCUUUCUAGGUUCAAAAGGGAAACUCCUGAUGAAUUUUCUCUUUGAUAUGAUGUGCUCCCAUGAGUCCAACCACAAUAUUCUUAUGAUUAUUGACUUUGAAGGGGUAAAAAUGAAGGAGAUGAAUUAAUUUUAAAACAACCUCAGGAUGCUGACAUUCUGUCCCGUUGGCUGAAAAUGACAUCAAAGUGCCCCCGGGCUCAUAAAGCGAACAUCACGUGACCAAACUCGUAAAACAGGUGAGGUGUGAUGGUCCCAAUGCGAGCCUGGUGGCACUGUGAUGUCGUUUUUUUGUUUUUUUUUCAGUCAACAGCAGAGGGCGGUAUAAAGACCAAAAUGGCAGCCGCUUGAGAUGGAUGACAACAGAUGGAUUCAUUUGCUUCGUAUUUACGACACGAAAGCAAUAUUCAUCACAACAGAGCCUUUCGACUAGUGGGCACCUAUGCAAAGAUAAUGUUUGCCUUGAGUUCCCCUUCAAGCCGCCUUUUCCGAUUUUUGUGUUCAUACUCGCGUUUACUGGGAUGCUUUUCAAGUUGCAAACAAGAAAUUCGAAGCUCCAAAAUGGAGCGACGGUGAAUAUUAGCGUUUUGGGAGUGGUCACUUGUGGUAAAAGUGCAGCCAAGUGCUCUCUGUCUUUGCUUAGAUUUGGUGCUGGAACCAAAGUUCUAGUUACUUGAUAAAAAAAAUAAAUAAAAAAAAAUGUAGCCAAUGUUGGGUCCAAAGAACUCCUUCUGCUUCCAUAGUUGAGUUUUCUGUGUUGAUUGACCAAAAAGACCAAGUCUUGGUCAAAAGUUGUUUUCGUCUCUUUAAAGACUGUCGAUUUCAGCCUUCCCACAUGCAAGUUUGGCUUUCAUAGUGACAAAAAAAAAAGGUGUGGGGAUGAACAAGAGCAUUUACCCCUUUUUCUGUAUUUAUUUAUUUAUUGUGUUUAUUUAUUUUUCAGUUUUUUUUUUUUUUGUGGGAUCAAAUCCAAGGUUGGUCAACGAUCUUAAUGUCGUUGGUGCGCUUGAGAAUGUGGCUCUUGGUCCCUUCUUUGCGCUCUCCACUACUUGCACAUGUGAACCCAGUCAGGUACUGCACAAUAACCCAUGGCAGCCUCUUCGAACAGGGGUGGGCAACCUGUGGAACUCGGGCAAGGCGGAGCCUUUUAUCAUUUAAAAAAAAAUUGUUGUUCAUUGACUUCUGACUUUUGGAAAGAGGUUGCCUACCCCGGUGUUCAAGACUCCAGAGGUGGCAGUAAAUUUUCGUAGCAGAAAGGCCAAAUGAGUGUAACAGCGCAGCAUGUGCAGUUUGUGGAGUCCGUUGUGUGCUCAAUCAAAAAAGCUCAGGAGAAAACCAAAGUACUCACCCAACAGGUUAGUUUAAACUCCCCGGCAUCAUUACUUGAAAUUUGUAUGCUUUUCUUAAACACACAUCCAAUGGACAAAAAAAAAAAAUGUUUUUCAAUAGUGAUAUUUACCUGUAACAUUCUAUUUACAGGACAUUAUAUUCCUGCAAGGGACUGCCAUUUUCUCAGUUGUCUUGCCUGCGCUGCCUUCGAGUAAACUGGGAAUUUAGAAAUUUACCGUCUCGCGCAAUUAAAAGUCACUUAGAUUCAAAACUUAACAAAAUGCCCUGACUGUUUGUUAAACGAUUCGAUUUUGCUUUAAUUUUUCAUCAUGAGUUCCCUCUAAUAGAUGCUGUGGGAAUGGGUGUGGCAUCUACUUUAAAAAAAAACAAUUCCGUAAUGUUUCUGAAAGCUAGUAUUACACAUGGACAUUUAAAGUCCGCGUCAAAUGAAAAUAAAAGUGUUUUCUAAAUUGGGCACACCACACGGUUGUUAACAAACUUCCAAAAUUUGAUUAAAUAGAAAUUCACCGUUAUGUAGCAGCAUUAGAAGGGAUGCCUACUAAUUUCGCCAUUUUAAGCAGUAAAAAUAAUAUUUCGUUAUUUUCCAUAUACAACUAACACUUUUGAAAAACGCAUUUUGUCACUUGCUGUCGACUGAAAACGAUAUGUUUGCAGGCUGACAAAAUAUUGACUUUUUACCGCUGGAAAUUGCUGAGAAAGAAUCCAGUGACGCUAACGCACUCAAGGCUAAGCCUCAUAUUUGUUUUAAAUACACAACAUGUAAUUGUAUAAAAAAAUAGUUUCAGCUUUGGUUACAGAAUCAAUAUCAACUGGGAGUGGCAGUAGACUAAAAACUAGUUUUUGAAAAACUGGUCAGUAUUUGCCAAAGUGCUGUUUGUUGCCAGUUUCAAGUUCCUUUGAGGUCACUGCCAGCAUUUGUUUCUCCAAUUUGUGUUCGUAAGCCCUCACCUCUUUCCUCCACCUCAGUCAAAACAAGCAAACCAAAACAGCAGCACCUACUGAGGCAUGUAGCAAGACCUCACUGAUCACAUGGCGGCUACUGUAACCCCUGAGAGCCCAACAUUAUGAGGAAGUAAGUGGAUUCAAUGAAAGAAAUAGUCAAAUCAAUUUGUA
Hippocampus comes (tiger tail seahorse) is the source of this 5245-nucleotide messenger RNA. It is a transcript of the gene zbtb7b, whose product is annotated as zinc finger and BTB domain containing 7B. The coding region runs from base 930 to 2618 and encodes 562 amino acids. NCBI's taxonomy places the organism in Eukaryota, Metazoa, Chordata, Actinopteri, Syngnathiformes, Syngnathidae. The transcript is spliced from 3 exons. The record is from RefSeq and is a predicted model, not a curated record. Gene Ontology annotation, biological process: regulation of transcription by RNA polymerase II; positive regulation of gene expression. Gene Ontology annotation, molecular function: DNA-binding transcription factor activity, RNA polymerase II-specific; RNA polymerase II cis-regulatory region sequence-specific DNA binding; protein binding.